Messenger RNA from Exophiala aquamarina CBS 119918, 2376 nucleotides. RefSeq lists its product as uncharacterized. Gene Ontology annotation, molecular function: 5'-(N(7)-methylguanosine 5'-triphospho)-[mRNA] hydrolase activity. The record is from RefSeq and is a predicted model, not a curated record. Gene Ontology annotation, biological process: deadenylation-dependent decapping of nuclear-transcribed mRNA; nuclear-transcribed mRNA catabolic process, nonsense-mediated decay. Gene Ontology annotation, cellular component: P-body; cytoplasm. NCBI's taxonomy places the organism in Eukaryota, Fungi, Ascomycota, Eurotiomycetes, Chaetothyriales, Herpotrichiellaceae. The transcript has a single exon. Bases 1 to 2376 code for a protein of 791 amino acids.
AUGCUGAACGAGAACAUGGAUGAAGUUGUCCUCGUCAAAGGCUGGAAGAAGAGCGCCAAUUGGAGUUUUCCCAGGGGAAAGAUCAACAAGGACGAGAACGACCUUGAUUGUGCGGUGCGAGAAGUUUACGAAGAGACAGGCUUUGAUAUCCGCGCUGCCGGCUUAGUGAAAGAUGAGAAGGACAUGAAAUAUAUUGAGGUGACCAUGCGCGAGCAGCACAUGAGGCUAUACGUCUUCCGUGGCGUCCCCAAGGACACGUACUUUGAACCAAAAACCCGAAAGGAAAUCAGCAAGAUUGAGUGGUACAAGCUCACCGACCUGCCCACCCUCAAGAAGAGUCGGCAACAUGAGGGGAGUGGAACGGAUCAGCCAGCUGUAAAUGCCAACAAGUUCUACAUGGUGGCACCCUUCUUGAACCCUCUCAAGAAAUGGAUUGCUCAACAGCGAAAGAAGGAGAAUCGAUACAGCUCACAUCUAUCGGCCCCGCCCAUGGUGUUAGAGGAGGUCACCACCGAGGACGAUCAGGACACCAACGGCGCUGGGGCAAGACUGACAGAGAGUGGUACUCCUGUCAUCAGUGAUCUGCCUGAAGUUUCUGCCCCUGUCGCUCUAGAUCCAUCAUCGCACCUGAGGAAAUUCCUCAGCAUUGGCCAGCCAUCAACUGCUCUACUGGAGACUGCACCACAACCUAGUCACAUGCAGAAAGUCGAUACUGAAAAGUCAAAUGCUCUUUUGGCACUGCUCCGCGGUUCGACAGUGGCCUCGAUGCAUGGAGAACCUAAACCUCCAUUUGAACAAGUCCUCUCCCAGCCAGAGGUGCAAAGGUCUCCGCAUGCGUCCCAUACCCGCCAUACUCUUGUAGACCAAGAAAAACCGCCACCAGUAUUUCAGACCUCACAAACAAGCGACCGCUAUCCAGCGGUGCAAGAUGCAGGUAUACGCGACCAGGGCUACGCUCAAGCUCCCCAAGCUCCGGCCCCGUAUCAACAGACUGGAGAUCCCCAAUUUGCUCGGCCGUCCUUGAAUCAAGCACGAACUACAAUGGUACCUCCUGCUAGUGCCUUGCCAAAAUUGACGAAUCAUACAAAGGCAUUACUGGAUGUCUUCAAGGGCGCCACCAAACCAGCAGAACCGCCUUUAUCCAAUACAUCGCACUCACUUUCACAAGGCCUGCUUGGCUCCCCGGCCUCCAUCAUGCCUCGAACUGAAUAUGGACAACAGAGUGGUGGACCGACGCAACGGAGCUCACAGUUUUCAACUGGAGGGGACCAGAGGCACAACCGCCCCACAACUCCAGCUCCGCUUGCAAAUUUCCACUUAUCACCGAUCGAAAAGUCCCAAAGUCAGGCAAGCCCGGCUACCGUGGUCCACAGACCCGACAAUGUUCAACGAGCAUCCUUGCUCAAUUUGUUCAGUCAGCCAUCCCAAACAUCGGCCGCUGGGGCUGCUGCAUUGCAGGCACUUGCUCGAGAACAAGGUAUGCCAGCCGAACUGGCAGCAACUGGGGCGUCUGGCGUACAACGGAGCCCGCAACCUACGCAAAACGACCCUCUCCUAAUCUUGCUUAGGCAAGGAAACCAAGAGCAAAAACCCAAAGCUUCGAAUCGGCCAAUGCCUCGAGAAGGGGAGACAUCGGCGACCAUCAGCGGGCCUCUUAAUCAGCCGGAAUUCGAAGCUGUGUCUCGUACGACGAAGCACGUUAGUAAUGACUUGGGACGGAGUCCAUUGACCUCAAAUCGUACUUUGUUUGAUCCAAAGCAGCCUACUCCGAUCAAGAUCUUGACAAAGCCAGAAGAGCAGCGGCAGGGCUUGCCUCGCUCGCCACGAGGGCCAAAACCAACGACCAAGAGGACAACUUUGGAAAGGUCGACACCAAAAGCACCCGUGAAGGCUUUCCAGCCGCAAAUUCUUCGACGCCCACAGACAAUCGAGACUUCAGAUCCGGCAGAUGAAACCAAUCAGCCAACCAAUCAGCCAAGCACUGAUAUGAGACCUGUCGCUUUGGUGCAGAAUACGAACCAAGAGAUGCCAGGCAUUCUCACACCGUCUCAAGACACCCCUCGUUCCGACGCCCAUAAGCAGACAUUACUGUCUUUGUUCGGCAGAGCGGAAAGCACACCCAAGGCGCCGAUAGGACGGGGGCGUUUUGGAACAGUAUCGCCAUUAUCGUCAAGUCAAGUCCUUAGCCCGAAUACAGAGGUACCGUUGUCUGGAAUUGAAGCCAUCUCUACGAGGACAUCCCGAGUGGGAAGUUUGACAUCAACGAGCAGUGGACCCGCUGUUGGACGACCAGCGAAUGAAAAACGACAAACGGCGGCAGAAAACAAAGCAUUCCUUUUAGGAUAUCUAGGCCGAAUUGCCAAUCAAGAAACUUGA